AUGGCGGACAUACCAAACAUCAAGGACCUCAUCGCGGCCAAGGACGCCGCCGUCGACGAGGAUGUCUUCGAGGAGGGCAUGGCCCCCAAGGAGGCCCAGACCGUCCACCACAUCCGCGCCAACAGCUCCAUCAUGCAGCUGAAGAAGCUGCUCGUGGCCAACCGUGGCGAGAUCCCCAUCCGUAUCUUCAGAACCGCUCACGAGCUGUCCCUCCACACAAUCGCCGUCUUCAGUUACGAGGACCGGCUGAGCAUGCACAGACAGAAGGCCGAUGAGGCAUAUGUCAUUGGAAAGCGUGGCCAGUAUACGCCAGUGGGUGCUUAUCUGGCGGGCGAUGAGAUCAUCAAGAUCGCCGUUGAGCACGGUGCACAGAUGAUCCACCCAGGUUACGGUUUCUUAUCUGAGAACGCCACCUUUGCACGAAACGUUGAGAAGGCCGGCCUCAUUUUCGUCGGUCCCUCACCCGAUGUCAUUGACUCGCUCGGUGACAAGGUCUCUGCCCGAAAGCUUGCUAUCGCUGCUCAAGUCCCCGUUGUGCCCGGAACCGAAGGCGCAGUUGAAACGUUUGAAGCUGUCAAGAGCUUCACCGAUGAAUAUGGGUUCCCCAUCAUCAUCAAGGCUGCCUACGGAGGUGGUGGUCGUGGUAUGAGAGUUGUGCGAGACCAGGCUAGCCUGAAGGAGUCGUUCGAGAGAGCUACCUCUGAGGCAAAGACUGCUUUUGGCAACGGCACAGUCUUCGUCGAGCGAUUCCUGGACAAGCCCAAGCACAUUGAGGUCCAGCUCCUUGGUGACAACCACGGAAACAUUGUGCAUCUUUUUGAGCGUGACUGCUCGGUCCAGCGCAGACAUCAGAAGGUCGUUGAGAUUGCACCUGCAAAGGAUCUGCCGGUCGCGACCCGCGAUGCCAUCUUGGCUGAUGCCGUCAAGCUCGCCAAGUCGGUCAAUUACAGAAACGCGGGUACCGCCGAGUUCUUGGUGGAUCAGCAGAACCGCUAUUACUUCAUUGAGAUCAACCCGCGUAUCCAGGUCGAACACACCAUUACCGAAGAGAUCACCGGCAUUGAUAUUGUAGCCGCACAGAUCCAGAUCGCUGCCGGUGCUACCCUGGCACAGCUCGGUCUGACCCAGGACAGAAUUUCUACCCGAGGCUUCGCUAUCCAAUGCCGAAUUACGACCGAGGACCCCUCCAAGGCCUUCCAGCCUGAUACUGGCAAGAUCGAGGUAUACCGAUCCGCCGGUGGCAACGGUGUCAGAUUGGACGGUGGAAAUGGAUUCGCCGGCGCGGUUAUCACACCGUACUACGACUCCAUGUUGGUCAAGUGCACAUGUCUGGGCUCCACCUACGAGAUCGCACGUCGCAAGAUGCUGCGAGCUCUUGUCGAGUUCCGUAUCCGUGGUGUAAAGACAAACAUUCCUUUCCUCGCAUCGCUGCUGACUCACCCCACAUUCAUUGACGGCAACUGCUGGACCACCUUCAUCGAUGACACUCCUCAGCUCUUCGAUCUCAUUGGUUCCCAGAACCGCGCCCAGAAGCUCCUUGCUUACCUUGGAGACAUAGCUGUCAACGGAAGCAGCAUUGCCGGCCAGGUUGGAGAGCCCAAAUUUAAGGGUGAAAUAAACGGAACCAAGUGGCGUUCGAGUUUGACUGCCGACAUAUCUAUCACAGACAUUGUCGUCCUGCCCGAUCUCCUUAACGAAGACGGCUCCAAGUUGGAUGUCUCUCAGCCAUGCACCAAGGGCUGGAGGCAGAUCCUACUCGAACAGGGACCCAAGGGCUUUGCCAAGGCUGUCCGUGAAUACAAGGGCACCCUGCUCAUGGACACCACCUGGCGUGAUGCUCACCAGUCGCUGCUGGCUACUCGUGUCCGAACCGUCGACCUGCUGGGUAUUGCGAAGGAGACCAGCCAUGCUCUCUCCAACUUGUACAGUCUAGAGUGUUGGGGUGGUGCCACUUUCGAUGUGGCCAUGCGCUUCCUCUACGAAGACCCCUGGGAGCGCCUUCGCAAGAUGCGCAAGCUCGUACCCAAUAUCCCCUUCCAGAUGUUGCUGCGAGGUGCCAACGGUGUUGCAUACGCCUCGUUGCCUGACAAUGCCAUCUACCACUUUGUCAAACAGGCCAAGGAGAACGGCGUUGACAUCUUCCGUGUCUUUGAUGCACUUAACGACAUCGACCAGCUCGAAGUCGGUAUCAAGGCUGUCCAGGCGGCUGGAGGUGUUGCGGAAGGAACAGUGUGCUACUCAGGAGACAUGUUGAACCCAAAGAAGAAGUACAAUCUCGAGUACUACUUGAGUCUCGUCGACAAGCUGGUCGCUCUUGACAUCGAUAUCCUCGGUAUCAAGGAUAUGGCUGGUGUUUUGAAGCCACAUGCAGCUACUCUACUGAUCGGUGGCAUACGGAAGAAAUUCCCACAACUUCCAAUUCACGUUCACACACACGACUCUGCUGGCACUGGUGUCGCGUCCAUGGUCGCCUGUGCCCAGGCUGGCGCUGAUGCUGUCGAUGCCGCCACUGACAGUUUGUCCGGCAUGACUUCGCAGCCCAGCAUCAAUGCCAUCAUCGCUUCGCUCGAGGGUAGCGAGCACGAUCCCGGCUUGAACCCCGCUCACGUUCGUGCGCUCGAUGCAUACUGGGCUCAACUGCGUCUGCUCUACUCGCCAUUCGAGGCUCACCUCUCCGGUCCCGACCCCGAGGUCUAUGAGCAUGAGAUUCCUGGUGCUCAGCAGCUUGGUCUUGGUUCGCAGUGGGCCGAGACCAAGAAGGCUUACGAGCAUGCCAACGACCUCCUGGGUGACAUUGUCAAGGUCACUCCCACCUCCAAGGUUGUCGGUGACCUUGCCCAGUUCAUGGUGUCCAACAAGCUCUCCCCGCAAGACGUCAUUGACAGAGCAGAGGAACUUGACUUCCCUGGCUCUGUGUACGAAUUCCUGGAGGGCAUGAUGGGUCAGCCUUACGGCGGGUUCCCCGAGCCUCUGCGCUCCAAGGCUCUCCGCAACCGUCGCAAGUUCGACAAGCGACCGGGUCUGUACCUGGACCCUGUUGACAUGAAGAAGGUGCGCACAGAGCUUGGCCAGAAGUGGGGACAGGUCACCGAGUGCGACCUGGCUUCGUACCUCAUGUACCCCAAGGUCUACGAUGACUACAAGAAGUUCACCCAGAAGUACGGCGACUUGUCUGUACUGCCUACCAAGUACUUCCUCUCCAGGCCUGAGAUCGGCGAGGAGUUCCACGUCGAGCUGGAGAAGGGCAAGGUGCUGAUCCUGAAGCUUCUGGCGGUCGGUCCGCUCUCCGAGAACACUGGUCAGCGAGAGGUGUUCUACGAGAUGAACGGUGAAGUCCGCCAGGUCACGGUAGACGACAAGAAGGCUUCAGUUGAGAAUGUGUCGCGACCCAAGGCCGACCCUGGCGACAGCUCGCAGGUUGGUGCCCCCAUGGCUGGUGUCUUGGUUGAGCUGCGCGUCCACGAGAACUCUGAGGUCAAGAAGGGCGACCCUCUCGCCGUUCUGAGUGCCAUGAAGAUGGAGAUGGUCAUCAGCGCACCUCACAACGGCAAGGUCUCGAGCUUGCAAGUCAAGGAGGGUGACAGCGUGGACGGCAGUGACCUGGUCUGCAAGAUUGUCAAGGGUUGA
This is a messenger RNA of Neoarthrinium moseri, 3627 nucleotides long. RefSeq lists its product as uncharacterized. Gene Ontology annotation, biological process: gluconeogenesis; pyruvate metabolic process. The record is from RefSeq and is a predicted model, not a curated record. The transcript is spliced from 9 exons. Bases 1 to 3627 code for a protein of 1208 amino acids. NCBI's taxonomy places the organism in Eukaryota, Fungi, Ascomycota, Sordariomycetes, Amphisphaeriales, Apiosporaceae. Gene Ontology annotation, cellular component: cytoplasm. Gene Ontology annotation, molecular function: ATP binding; pyruvate carboxylase activity; metal ion binding.